Myripristis murdjan (pinecone soldierfish) is the source of this 2378-nucleotide messenger RNA. It is a transcript of the gene rgs14b, whose product is annotated as regulator of G protein signaling 14b. The record is from RefSeq and is a predicted model, not a curated record. Lineage: Eukaryota; Metazoa; Chordata; Actinopteri; Holocentriformes; Holocentridae. Gene Ontology annotation, cellular component: cytoplasm; plasma membrane; nucleus. The transcript is spliced from 15 exons. Gene Ontology annotation, biological process: cell division; regulation of G protein-coupled receptor signaling pathway; spindle organization. The coding region runs from base 339 to 2183 and encodes 614 amino acids. Gene Ontology annotation, molecular function: GTPase activator activity.
AGAGCCUUUCCAGCAGGACCCCGGCUCUGUUCGACCUAAAUGGAACAGAAACCUUAAUAGCCUCAUCGGUAACAUGUGUUUGCCCUACUUUUUAAUGUCGAAAUGGCUACUGUGUGAAAAAGGUGUAACAUUAGCCUAACACACCGUUAAUUAAGAUUCACCUGGUCCACUCCGGUCAGCAGCUUCUGCGCAUGUCAGGACGGGGCAAGUGAAAUUCGGGGAAACAAAAGGAAACAGCGUUAAUUAACUAAAAAAAAAAACAAAAACUUUCCCUUACCCACAUUCUCUUCCUCUUGCCUCACACUGUUCAUUGUCGCAGUGUCAUAGUUUGCCUGGAGAUGGUCACUUUCAGCGGCCUUUAUUACAGUUUCUCCCGUUUGGCGAAAGGUGCAGCGCUGAGGUGCAGCAGAAAAUAUGACAAACAAUCCACCAUUAACACCGGUGUCAUGACUGGCGAUAAGAUCCAGGCAGUGUCAGAUGGAGAGUUGAACAUGUCGGCGCGGGGCUGUGGAGGUAGCAGCUGCAGCCUGCCAGGGUCUCAGGGCGGAGAGGCUGGCCAGGCUAACAGCGUGCUGAGCUGGGCCGUCUCCUUUGAGAAGCUGCUGGAGGACUCCGUCGGAGUUGCCUACUUCACGGCCUUUCUCAGGUCUGAAGUCAGUGCAGAGAACAUUUUAUUCUGGCAGGCUUGCGAGAAGUUCCAGAAGAUUCCAGUCGACCAUUUAGAUGAGCUCAAGGAAGAGGCUCGCUCCAUUUAUAAGAACUACCUGGCUGACAGCGCCCCCUACUCAGUCAACAUUGAUGACACAGCUAAAACAGAGGAGAAGGACCUGGCACAGCCAACACCUGAUAUGUUCAACAAGGCCCAGACUCAGAUAUUUAAGCUGAUGAAGAUGGACAGCUACAGGCGCUUUGUACGCUCUCCUCUCUACCAAAAAUGCUCCUUGGCUAGUGUAGAGGGCAAAAAUCUACCCCGUCUCUCUUGUGAGCCGGCCCGCAUGGGAUCCUGGGAGGAUGUGGCCAACAGAAGCCCCACCCUUUCUGACAGCAAGAAGAACAAGAAGUCAGAUUCUAAUAGCAGUCCAGGUGGGAAGAGCAACACUGCAAAGCAACGACAGAAAAGAGGAUCCUGGGGAGCAGUAGAUAUGUCCCACACUGAUAUCACAGUGUCCCGGAAAGAGUCCCACAUGUCAGUGAAGUCAACUAGCAGCGUGGAGCUGGGCUCCCUCUACAGGCAGAUAGAGAAUGGUCGUUCUAGUCCUCGCUCCCCCGAGCAAGGCGGUGGCUGUGGGAGUCGCCUAGGGGUGGAGGGGGGUUACUGCUGUAUGUACUUACCUGACGGCAGUGCCUCCCUGGCCCCGACACGGCCCGGCAUGCCCAUCAGGGAUAUGCUGGCUGGCCUCUGUGAGAAGAGAGCUUUCCCGCUAAAAGAUGUCAUCAUCUACCUUCACGGCAAGGACAAGCAACCCUUAUCGCUGGACCAGGACUGCUCCGUACUGAGAGACCAGCAGGUCUCCUUAGAGCUUAGGGUGACGUUUGCCUUGGAGGUUGUCUUCACUGGUAAGACAGUGGGGAUCAUGGUGAAGUCCAGUAAGACGCUGCAGGAUGCCCUCUCUGCAGUGCUGCAGAAACACCACCUCAAACCGCAGGACGCCCUGGUUACCAUGGUUGGGAGUGAUGAGGCCCUGAACAUGAGCGCCAAUGUUUUCCGUCUGGCCAAUAAGAAGUUAAAGCUUGACAAAGCUAAAGGAAAAGACCAGAACAGCAGCUCCAGACCCGGUGGCCAUGCUCUAGCCACACAGGGGCGAGCUGCAGGUCCAGGUGGUGUGGAUCCCCGGUCAUCGCCCCUAAUGGAGAGAGCCAAGACUCAGCCCAAGCCCAGUAAGAACCACGACAUGGAUGGGUUACUGGAUAUGCUGUCCAAGGCUCAGUGCUGCAGGGUUGAGGACCAGCGAGGUCUUCUGACGAAAGAGCAGCUGGAGUUGCCCCAGUUCCUCCAGCUGCCCUCAGACCAGGGGCAGGACACAGAGGGAGGAGAGCCUCCUUCCACUGACUCUUGCCCAACGAACAGCAAAGAGGAAUCAGAGGCCCAAACCUUGUCUAGUUCCAGUUCAGGUGACGGAGAAAAGGAAAUCUCAAACUCCUCUGGCUCUGAACCUAAAGACUUGAAGGAAACAACAGUUUAAUAGCACUGUUAGUGUGUUUGGGGGGGCGGGAAAGUGGACUGGUACAUUGGAUGUCUGUGUCAUGAGGCUAUGUGCGGGCAGAGUUACGCACCUAAGUAAAGACAUAAUUUAAAAAAAAAACAAAAAAAAAAACCUACAGCACCGUGAUGCCAGUCAUGCGAGUAGACCAGAACUAAUUGUUAGUUGAAGAGGAAA